Spirodela intermedia is the source of this 2998-nucleotide messenger RNA. The record is from the annotation of a GenBank genome assembly. Lineage: Eukaryota; Viridiplantae; Streptophyta; Magnoliopsida; Alismatales; Araceae.
AUGAGUAGCGACGCCGGCAGAGCCAUUGCAGCCCCAGCGCUGGAUUCUAUCUCAGAUCGCUUCCACUCCGCCGUCGCCGUCGACGGCGGUAAGCCCGGCUCGAAGGAGCUCGAUUUGGGCUCCCCGGUUUCCCCUCUAAGGGAUGGGGACACCUCCGCCGGCGUCACCAUCACCAGCAGCAGCUCCAGCUCCUCCGGGUCAAUCACGGGAAGAACUGGCCCCAACGCCGUCGGGAGGAAGUUCGACGGCAAGAGUCACUCAGGGGAGAUUCUGGGCUCCAGCGGCAGCAGCCCUGCGGGCGCCGACGGCGCCGGAUCGGGGGGUUCGAGCAAUUGGAAGCCCGGGCAUCGCAGGACAGGAUCCGGUCCGUUCAUCUUCUCCGGCGGCGGCGGCGGUGGCGCCUGCUCCGCCACCUCCCCAGCCGCCAAUGUCCUUCCGGCGGGCAACAUUUGCCCGUCGGGUAGAAUUGGGAAGACGGGCAUGAUAAGCCGGAGCUCGGCGAGGAGUGACGUGCUGGGCUCGGGCACCGGCAACUACGGGCACGGCAGCAUUAUGCGUGGCGGCGCCGCCGCCGGAAGGCCGCCGCCGGAAUCCAUGUCGUUGCAGGGGAGCACAGAUUCAGUGAAGAGGGCCAUGGCGAGUAUGGAUCCGGAGGAAGUGAAGAGGACCGGCAACGAGCAGUACAAGCGUGGCCACUUCGGCGACGCCCUGAAGCUCUACGACAGGGCCAUCUCCAUGUGCCCUGGUAAUGCUUCCUGCCAUAGCAACCGAGCGGCGGCUCUGAUUGCGACGGGGAGGCUGACCGAAGCUGUCAGGGAGUGCGAGGAGGCCGUGCGGCUGGAUCCGACCUACUGGCGGGCUCACCAGAGGUUGGCGUCUCUGUAUCUCAGGUGAAGACGAUCUUCUUCUGUGAACAUGAUCCCCCUGAUCAUAUCUCCUCUCCACCGAUCUCAUGGUAUAGUUUCUUUUUUUCUUCUAGCUCAAUGGUAAUGUUAGAAAGAAAUCCUCUCCGGGAGUUGCAGAGAAGGCUUCUCCGGAUAAUCGAGCGAAAGAAAAAAAAACAGUUUCUGAAUGAUAUCAUAUCAUCUCCUAAUUUCUUAUCAUUCCUUUGAAUCAAAGGACCCAUUUUUAUUCCGAUUUUUGUAAAAAAUAAUUACCCAGAGCGCGAUUGAUCGCAUAUCGAGUACUCAUGAACUUCUGCAAUCUAAUUCUCUCCCAGGUUAGGGCAGGUCGAGGAAGCUCAGAAGCAUAUCUUCUCUUCUGGGCAGCAGCUCGAUCACGCCGAAUCGCAGAAGCUCCAGGCCAUCGAGCGGCACCUGGGCAGAUGCGCGAGUGCCAGGAAGAUCGGAGACUGGAAGAACGCCCUGCGGGAAACCGGUGCUGCCAUUGCAGCAGGGGCCGAUUCCUCCACUCUGGUGACCCUCCUCGACCUCUCAAGAACCUCAAACUCCUGCGCAGAGAAACUGCCCAUCUCGGUUCUAAUCAUCCCUCCAAUGCUUCAGCUCCUGGCAUCAAAAGCAGAAGCCCUUCUCCAGCUCCACCGGCUCAAGGAAGCCGAUUCGGUCUUAUCGACCACCUCCAAGCUCGAGACGGCCCCCACCUCAUCCACGCAGACGACGUUCGGCAUGCUCUCAAGCUCGUAUUUUUACAUCGUCCGAGCCCAAGUGGAGAUGGCCAUGGGAAGGUGAGAGCCUUCUCGAUCAUAAUUCUUCAUUUCUAGGAUCACUGGUACUGUAAAAAUUAGCCAAUUGGGGUACCUUUCUCGGCGGGGAGUUCUUACGGGUUGUGUGGGGAUGGAUGUUCGGCAGGUUCGAGAGCGCGGUGGCCUGCGCCGAGAGGGCGGCGCAGCUGGACCCGCAGAGCGCAGAGGUGGCGGCGGUGCUCGGGAAUGUGAAGUCGGUUGUGAGGGCUCGGUCAAGGGGGAACGAGCUGUUCAACUCGGGGAGGUUCACAGAGGCGUCGGUCGCCUACGGGGAGGGCCUCAAGGUUGACCCUUCGAACCCUGUGCUCUACUGCAACAGGGCGGCCUGCUGGUCAAAGCUGGGGCAGUGGGAGAAGUCAAUAGAGGACUGUGACGAGGCUCUGAUCAUCCACCCCAAUUACACGAAGGCGCUCCUUCGGCGAGCCGCCUCCAAUGCCAAGGUGAGCAAGCUCUCUGUAUGCCCACUUGUUUGGGGCGCCGCCAGUGCCAGCGUUGAUCUUGCCAUUGUUGGGAAAUUCCGACCAGCUCGAGCGGUGGGCGGAGGCCGUUCAGGACUACGAGGUGUUGAGGAACGACCUCCCCGGAGACAUUGAGGUGGCAGAAGCGCUCUCCCACGCCCAGAUUUCUCUCAAGAAAUCUCGAGGAGAAGAGGCUUCCAGCUUGAAGUUUGGUGGCAAGGUGGUGGAGAUCUCAGGACCUGAACAAUUUAGAGCCGCCUUGUCGCUACCCGGUGAGCCUCUCUCUCUCUCUCUCUCUCUCUCUCUCUCUCUCUCUCUCUCUCUCUCUCUCUCUCUCUCUCUCUCUCUCUCUCUCUCUCUCUCUCUCUCUCUCCUGUUUCUGUGUUUUUGGGCUUCAGUUUGAUCAAAUCUUGUGAGAUUCAGGGGUCUCGGUGGCUCACUUCGUCUCCGCAUUGAACCAGCAGUGCCUGCAGAUGUCUCCAUUUUUGGACACCUUGAGCACUAAAUAUCCAUCGGUGAAUUUUCUCAAGGUCAGCGACACCUUCUAGUAGAUCAUAUUAGAACGAUCCCGCAUCGAAUGCAUCAAUGAAGCCCAUCGCAAUUCACAGGAAGGAAGCCUGAAUCUUCCUCCGACAGAAGCUAAAAACCCUAAACCGGCGGGCGUUCUGUGUGCUUGACUGUGCAGGUGGAUGUGGACGAGAGCCCGGAGAUCGCCGGGGCCGAGAGCAUAAGGAUAGUGCCGACGUUCAAAAUCUACAGGAAUGGUUCUCGGGUGAAGGAGAUGAUCUGCCCCAGCCGGCAGGUGCUGGAGUGCUCAGUCCGACACUACGGGCUCUAG